CGGAGAGGAGAGGUGGUGCUUGAUCGUGUUGUAGUUGCUCUCGAACAUGUGUUUAUGUUUUUAUUGACAACUUACGUAACAGUGGUAUCUCGUUUAUAACAAUCUUGACGAUUUUUCUUGUGGUUUGUUCCUAGUGUUUAUUAUUAUUUUGUGAUUGUUUUGGUAAACUCUUAUUUUUUGUGUUUUCGUGUGUGCUUUUAUUUUCUAUAUUUUAAUUUUGGAUUUUACAUCUUGCCAUAUGGACUUUUCCUCCUAAGGAGUUUGCAUUUGGAGUACCCUUAUUUACUAGAUGGAGUUUCCAGUCCAGAGGAGCGUUUAAGGUGGAAUGGCACGAGCUGGCAUGGCGUUAAGGAGGGGAACGAGUCAUGGAAAUGCAGAGGGAAGCGAUGACGUGCAGCGGUCCAUCGAGCUACUCGACCGGGUCUUGUCCGAAUUCGAUGAUGUGGAAAAUGCGAACCAAGUUCAGAAUAUACAACAAAUUACGACGUCGACGUCGACGCCGCAGCUCAGACAAGUCAGCAGUAACUCAACCACCGGCAACGUAUCAUCCACUCCGGACGACGAGAGUCCUUCUCUCGGUCAUCAGUCAGAGGAUGACGGUUAUAUGAGCAUGAACGGCCGCAAACCUAAGUUCAACUUAGCCUUCAAGCCGUUGGCCGAAGUGCCUGUCCAUCACGAGAAUGCCUCGCAGUCUCCCACAAUUAUGCAUCCGGGGGAUCCAGACGACUUUCCGCCGCCUCCGGAGGAGGCGCAGAGGCUUAUCGCUACACUAUUGCCUAAAGUGUCCCCAGCACACAGACCGAAAAACAGCACUAAUUCAAGUAGAAAUCGUCAGUUUCCUCUAACUCAGUUACCGCCUCGGGUAGAAACGAUACCACCGCCUCACAAGUUCCAAAACAAUGAGUAUACGCCGAUAAUCAAUGGUUUACCCGAUCCAAUUCAUACUGCCACUCAAACGACUUUGCCUAAAACAAGGCACCAACGUCCAUACGGAUGGGAAAACAACGAUUUUACGUUAAAUCCCCCACCUCCGCCCCCGGGAUACCGUUUCGGUAGUCUCCCGUUUCAACAUGGGAUUUACCCCAUUACCUCCCCCACCCGUGUACCUCCGAGAACGAUCCCAACUGCUUUGGAACGUCAUCGAGAAGUCAAGAGACGUGGCAGCGAAGACAAUCUCUCUAGUGACCUAGAAGGGUCUGCCUUGAGGCCCUUGAGCGAGUUGGCAGACGAUGAGCAUUUUUCAGACGAUUCGUUGGAAGAAAUGCUUCCGCCUCCUCCGCCCGUGACCAAUAAACGCGCCAGCAUCGCCUGGGAGGUGCCUCUAGACGACGACGCCCUCCUCACUCCGGGUAGCACCAAAGUCAUCGGUAGAAGACGAAGGAAAUCCGGAUCUCACUCUAGUACUAGUUCUAUACCGAAUAGAUUAAAAGAAUUGGAAGACUGGCCUGAUCCACCUCCUUGCACGACCGAGGAUGAAGUAACAUCACCGUUUUCUGAUUCUGACGACCACGUCAUUCUUCCACCAGAACUAAACUCGGAUCAUUUAUCAGGAACGAGCACUUAUAUUGUACGAAGAGGCAAAAAGGAUCGAAAAGCUUUAGUAAACGUCGGAAGUUCAUUAAAUUCAAAUUCUUCACUCAAUUCGAGAUUAAGUUCAGAUUUGAGUAUCCCUGCAUUAAAUUGUCGGCUAAGUCGGGAAUUGAAUACACCAAGUUCUAGAUAUAGUGUAGAUUUGAGCACCCCACAUUCAAGACUCAGUCAAGAACUCAACUCUCCCAAAUCUAGGUAUAGCUUAGAUUUGAAUAACUCGAGACACUUGAGUCAGGAACUGAGUAGUUCACCGUCGAGGCUUAGUGUUGACCUUUCUAGUUCUAGAUCGAGCACUCCCAGUAAGCAAGGAAAUGAAUUUAAAAAGCACAGCACUACUUUUGAUAAUAUUAAAUCGUUGAUUAAAGAAGGAAGAAUAGAGAGUUAUAACACGCCACCUGUUGAAUGUACCUCAGAUUUGAACCCGAAUAUUCCUCCGAUUGUUAGAGUAGUUUCGUUACCUAGUUUGAACGCUGAAGAAUAUGCACCUAGAAGGGAAUUAGAUGUGACGGUAGAAGAGGAAGAAGACGGUGAAACGUCGCAAGAAAGUGCAGAAAUCUCGCCUUUACGUCAAAUCGAGCAAAACAUAAGUGAGUUACUCGAACGACGUGACAUUGAAGUGAUCCAAAAAGACGAAAAAUGUCUCUUGAAUGGUGUCGAAUCGUUAACUAAGAAAGAGAAACGCAAAGCUCCACCUAAACCUAAAAAAGGCCACGAUCUUCAAAAAUCGAGUAGUCACAAUGAAAUUCAACGCUCGGAAGAGUACUACCGUCAAUUACUGAUCGAAGCCGGCAAUCCAUUUCCCAAACGCAACGGAAUCCAGAAGUCGGAAAGCGCAAAAGAAAUGUUGAUCGCGCACCGCGAAAACCGGCCUUUGCCCACGUCCACGUCGGCCGAUUUCCCGGUGCGAGUCGAGGUCCUCCAACACGACUUCCCUGCACUGCCGCCGUCACCGGUGGAGGAAGACGAUGAGUACUCUGAAAUCGUCCAUCCGACAAGGGCAGACACUCUGCCCGCCAGCACUGAGCCACCUGUAGUGCCUCCACACCGAGAUCCGGUCUCGAACAGCCUGAAAACGCGUUCAAUGGACGCGAAUUACAGUCGAGGAAGACGUAGCAACUUUUACAGCUCGUCGAGCAGUCGACGCACUUUGCCCAUGGAAUUGCAAGAGUCGAAGCGGAAGCCGUUCCAGAAGCAAGAGGAGCACCACCUGCAGACGUCGUGCAGUUUGCCAGAGACGCCGAUUUUCGCCAGGGGCUGCGACAUACCGAGGACGCCGCACAGGAGGGCACCGGAUGUGCCCGGGGGCACGGCGCCGAGACAGAGCAACACAAUCGGCAGUUUGAACACGAUAGGGAAUAUGUCAACAGGAGGGUACCGGAGAGGCAUGUCGAAUCCGGGGUUGGAACAGGCGUAUAGAGGAGCAGAAUUGUUGAGGUUGGCAGGAGGACCAGGGAGGGGCUGGUAUCCGAAGCAGAGACACAGAAGGCCAGCCUCGAUUGAGCAUUUGGAUAGGAUGGCAUCAGGCCAUAACCCGUGGGAGCCUAAUAGGAAACCUCUCACUCUUCCGCCAAAUCUAACACCCAAGUUCUUCCAAAGAUCGCCCAGAGAUGCGUUAAGAAGAGUCACUAGCCUGCUUAUUAGAAAAGGAAAUAAUGGAAAAGAACCAAGAAAAGAAAAGGAAAUUGUGUCGCCCACAAUCCACGAAAAUGCUAAUGGUGCCCAACUAAAAUAAAAAUCUAAACUGGUGUUCGUACAGGAGAGGAAGUGCAGAAGAAAAAGGGAUUCUUCAAAAGCUUCUGGAAACGGUCACGGCAUUACUCUUUAGAACAGCAAUAAAGUGGUCUCCCCUUUCCCACGUAUAGAAACAAAUUUAUCUGAUUAGUUUUUGUGUACAUUUUAUAUAACAAUAAUUUAAUAAAUCUAACCGAUUAGUAUUACUAUUUGUAUCGCUAACAAGAAAAAAGAGCACUUGAUCCUAAUAUUACAUAGUUGUAGAUAUUUCAACUAAUUUACGUACGACAUUAUUUGUAACAAGAAAACUUGAAAAUUUUUCAUCUGUACUUUUUUGCUAUUUUUGUUUUAUGUUUUGCUUUCAAAUUGUAUAAUUGUACAUUAGUUUUAUUUAUAAAUUUUAUUUCUGUGUGUUUUUGAUUUAAUAAA
Messenger RNA from Tribolium madens (black flour beetle), 3750 nucleotides. RefSeq lists its product as uncharacterized. NCBI's taxonomy places the organism in Eukaryota, Metazoa, Arthropoda, Insecta, Coleoptera, Tenebrionidae. The transcript is spliced from 11 exons. The coding region runs from base 326 to 3322 and encodes 998 amino acids. The record is from RefSeq and is a predicted model, not a curated record.